Molecule: messenger RNA, 855 nt
Organism: Bipolaris oryzae ATCC 44560
Lineage: Eukaryota; Fungi; Ascomycota; Dothideomycetes; Pleosporales; Pleosporaceae
Exons: 2
Coding region: 1-855 (284 amino acids)
Cellular component (GO): endoplasmic reticulum
Molecular function (GO): oxidoreductase activity
Source: RefSeq, a predicted model, not a curated record
AUGGUAUCAGUCAUGGAUCUCCUACCGUUUGCAGUAGCCUUGGUCGCCAUUGUGGGUGGCUACCUGGUAUACUCCAGCAGCAGUAGCGCACCCCGCAAAGUGCUCAAGCCCACCGAGUUCCAGGAGUUUGAACUCGAGCACAAGCAAGUCAUCUCGCAUAACACGGCGAUUUACCGCUUCAAGCUGCCCCGUCCAACUGAUAUCCUCGGCCUCCCCAUCGGCCAGCACAUUUCUCUCGCCGCCACGAUCCCCGGCCAGCCCAAGGAAGUCGUCCGCUCGUACACCCCCAUCACCUCCGACGAAGACAAGGGCCAUGUCGACCUCAUCAUCAAGUCAUACCCUACCGGCAACAUCUCCAAAUACGUAACCGAACUCAAGAUCGGCGAUAAGAUGAAGAUCCGAGGCCCCAAGGGCGCCAUGGUAUACACCCCCAACUUGGUCAGACACUUUGGCAUGAUUGCCGGUGGCACGGGAAUCACCCCAAUGCUGCAAAUCGCAAAGGCCAUUAUGCGUGGACGACCGACUGGUGACAAAACCGAGGUUGAUCUCAUCUUUGCCAACGUCAACUCCGAGGAUAUCCUGCUCAAAGACGAACUCGAUGCCCUCGCUGCAAAGGACCCCAAGUUCCGCGUUCACUAUGUGCUCAACAACCCGCCUGAAGGCUGGACCGGAGGCGUCGGCUUUGUUACCGCUGAUAUGAUCAAGGAGAAGCUUCCAGCCCCAGCCAAGGACGUCAAGAUUCUAAUUUGCGGUCCUCCGCCUAUGGUUGCUGCUAUGAAGAAGGCGACAGAAAGUCUGGGAUUCGAGAAGGCGAGACCCGUUAGUAAACUCGAGGAUCAGGUUUUCUGCUUCUAA